CGCAGUGCGCGGCCGGGAGGAGCCGCGGGCGGCGCCGCUCGCUCGGUGCCCGGUGCGCGGUGCGCGGAGCCCGGUGCGCGGAGCGCGGCCCGCCAUGAACAGCAUCAAGAGCGUCCCGGCGCGGGUGCUGAGCCGCCGAGCGGGGCACAGCCUGGAAGCGGAACGGGAGCAGUUCGACAAGAACCAGGCCAUCAGCAUCAGCAAAGCCAUAAAUACUCAAGAAGCACCGGUGAAGGAGAAACAUGUGCGUCGGAUCAUCCUGGGGACGCACCAUGAGAAGGGUGCCUUUACCUUCUGGUCCUACGCCAUCGGGCUGCCCCUGCCCAGCAGCUCCAUCCUCAGCUGGAAGUUCUGCCACGUCCUGCACAAAGUCCUGCGCGACGGCCACCCCAACGUCCUCCAGGACUGCCAGCGGUACCGCAGCAACAUCCGCGAGGUGGGAGACCUGUGGGGCCAUUUGCACGACCGCUACGGGCAGCUGGUGAGCAUCUACACGCGGCUCCUCCUCACCAAGAUCUCUUUCCACGCCAAGCACCACGAGUUCCCCCCGGGCCUCGAAGUGUCAGAUGAGGUGCUGGAAAAGACAGCGGGGACGGAUGUGAAUAACAUCUUCCAGCUGACGGUGGAGCUGUUUGACUACCUGGACUGCGAGCUGAAGCUGUCAGAGUCAGUUUUCCGGCAGCUCAACACCUCCAUGGCGCUCUCGCAGAUGUCGGCGGUGCAGUGCCGCCUGGCCCCCCUCAUCCAGGUGAUCCAGGACUGCAGCCACCUCUACCACUACGCCGUCAAGCUCAUGUUCAAGCUGCACUCCUGUCUGCCAGCCGACACGCUGCAGGGCCACCGCGACCGCUUCCACGAGCAGUUUCGCAGCCUCAAAAGCUUCUUUAAGAAAGCCUCCGACAUGCUGUAUUUCAAGCGGCUCAUCCAGAUCCCUCGGCUGCCGGAGAACCCCCCAAACUUCUUGCGGGCGUCCGCACUGGCAGAGCACGUCAAGCCGGUGGUCGUCAUCCCCGAGGAAGCCCCCGAGGACGAGGAGCCGGAGAACCUCAUUGAGAUCAGCACAGCUUCCACCACAGAGCCCCAGAUCACCUCAGAUAUAUUUCAGCAAACCUUCGGGCCGCCCAAUGGCAUUCGGGAUGACAGGGACGCGCAGAUCGAGAGCCUGAAGAAGGAGGUGGACACGCUCCGCGCGGAGAUGGAGAAGAUUAAGCUGGAGGCGCAGCGGUACAUCACGCAGCUCAAGGCGCAGGUGAACAGCCUGGAGGGCGAGGUGGAGGAGCAGCGCAAGCAGAAGCAGAAGGCACUGGUGGACAACGAGCAGCUUCGGGACGAGCUGGAGAGGCUGCAGCAGGUGAAGCAGGACAGCGACCGGUCCCUGCGGCUCUGCGCCGAGGCAGAAAAGAAAGCCAACGCCACCGAGAUUCGCUACACGAAGCUGAAGGAGAAGCACAGCGAGCUCAUCAACACCCACGCCGAGCUCCUGAGGAAGAACGCUGACACGGCCAAGCAGCUGACGGUGACGCAGCAGAGCCAGGAGGAGGUGGCGCGAGUCAAGGAGCAGCUGGAGUUUCAGGUUGAGCAGGUCAAGCGGGAAGCAGAGAUGAAGCUGGAGGACCAGAGCGUGCAGAUGGAGCAGCUGCGGCGGGAGCUGGACGCCCGGCGGGAUGAGCUGGACCAGGCACAGUGCUCGCUCAGCCAUGCCAAACAGGCAGGCACGGAGCUCAGCGCCCAGGUGGAGACCCUGCAGGCUGAGAAGGAGCAGCUGAGGCGCUCAGUGAGCGAGAAGGAGCGCGAGCUGCUCUCCACGCGCAGCCUUGUCCAGGAGAAGGAGCUGCAGCUGAGCCAGGAGGCCGACAAGGCCAGCAGGGAGAUCUGCGAGCUGCAGGGCAAGCUCCUGGAGAAGAGCAACCAGGAGCAGAGCCUGCAGCAGAAGCUGCUGGACGAGCAGUUCGGCAUCCUGCAGGAGGCGGUGCGGGAGGCCGAGGGCAUCCUCCGCGACGCGGUGGCCAAGCUGGACGACCCGCUGCACGUCCGCUGCACCAGCUCCCCAGAUUACCUGCUCAGCCGUGCAGAGGCGGCGCUGGAGUCCACGGAUGCGCUGGAGAGCGGGCACGCGCAGUACGUGGCCUCCAUGGCAGAUGCUGCAGCGCUGGUGGGGGCUCUGGCUCUCUUUGCACACCUAACAGCCGACACCAUCGUGAACGGCAGCGCCACGUCCCACCUGGCUCCCACCGACCACGCUGACCGGCUGACGGAAACGUGCCGGGACUGCGGGCAGCGGAGCCUGGACUACCUGGGCGAGCUGAAGGACAAGCAGACGCUGGGGCGCGCUGAGCUGGGGGACGUGCGGCAGGCACUGCGGGGUGUCCUGGGGCUGGCCCAGGAGCUGAGACCGAAAAGCUUGGACAUCAAGCAGGAAGAGCUAGGGGACAUGGUUGAGAAGGAGAUGGCCUCCACUUCUGCAGCAAUUGAAGAUGCUGUCAGACGGAUAGAGGAGAUGAUGAGCCGGGCCAGGAACGAAAGCUCUGGCAUCAAACUCGAAGUGAACGAGCGGAUUCUGAACUCCUGCACGGACCUCAUGAAGGCCAUCAGACUUCUUGUAAUGACAUCCACGAACUUACAGAAGGAAAUAGUAGAGAGUGGCCGGGGGGCAGCAACAACUCAGGAGUUUUACGCCAAGAACUCGCGCUGGACUGAAGGGCUGAUCUCUGCCUCGAAGGCGGUGGGCUGGGGAGCCACGCAGCUCGUAGAAUCAGCAGACAGAGUUGUCCUGCACACAGGCAAAUACGAAGAACUGAUCGUCUGCUCCCAUGAAAUCGCUGCCAGCACGGCCCAGCUGGUAGCUGCCUCCAAGGUGAAAGCCGAGAAGAGCAGCAGGAACUUGGGCAAGCUCCAGGAGUGCUCACGCAAUGUCAACGAGAUGGCGGCCAACGUGGUGGCUUCCACCAGGACGGGGCAGGAGCAGAUCGAGGAGAAAGACACCAUGGACUUUUCAGGCAUGUCCCUCAUCAAGCUGAAGAAGGAAGAAAUGGAGACACAGGUGAAGGUGCUGGAGCUGGAGAAGUGUCUGGAGGGCGAGCGGGUGCGCCUGGGUGAGCUGAGGAAGCAGCACUACGCCUUGGCUGGCGCCUACGAUGCAGCGGAGGACGGGGAAGCCAGGCCGGCACCGGCCCCCAGGCGAGGCAUCCUCAAGAAGCCAGCCCUGGCCCAAAAACCCGGCCCUGUCCCAGGGCCGGACAGAGAGCCCGAGCAAGAUGCCAGCCUGCACCGGGCACACGCCAUCAACUUCUAGCGGGACCGAGGGGACGGAGCUGGGGCCCAGCCCCAUGCUGGGGGCAGCCACAGCAACGCUCUUAUGUCUGUGUUUUAAACAGAUCGCCUUGCCUCUGCACUGGUGUGCCUUCGUGCGCGGGGGGUCUCCUCCCUGCCUGGCCUGAGAAACUGGAGUUUUGUUUUUUUUUUUAAUUAACAUUUAUUUUUUUUUUCACUCAAUUCCUAGCAGCAGAGUUGUUGGGGUCCUGCAGCUCCCCAAGCAGUGCAGGAUGCCGUCCUUGUGGCCUGCUGAGCAGCUCGCCCAGUUUAAUUUAAUUUGGGAUUCUUCUGGGUUGAUUUUAUUUUUAUUUUUUAUCAGCACUAGACAUUUUCAGUAAAUGUAGCUCUCUACUGUACUGCUUAGACCCUUCCAAAGAACUGUGAACUGUUUUUAAAGUAGGAAAUUGCUGGGCUUUUCUUGCAACUGUUUUUUUUUUAAAAAAAAAAUUCCCCUUUUUCAGGAAUAAUUUGACUUAGCUUUAGCAGAGAAGGGGAAUUUAACAGGUGUGAGGAACGUUUUGUAAGGGAAAAAGCAGGUAUUGACACACUGGCAAUAAGGAUACAACCCUUUUUAUUUCCUUUUCUAUUUUGUAUUACUACAGCGACAGCAGGGGAUCAGUUGCAUUAUGUUUUAUAUGUAAGAUAAUUAGCAGAAUUAAAACCUAACUGUGGCCUGCGGGAGGCGGGGGACGUUAAACGUGGCGAAGUCUGCAGCAAUAAGGAAACACUGAUGGGAAGAGAUGGGGGGGGGGGGGGGAGCAGAGGACAUGUAAUCAGCUGUAUCUUCUCUUGGAACUACUACCACGAUGUAGAUUAUUAAAGCAGCAAUAUUUAAA
This is a messenger RNA of Oxyura jamaicensis (ruddy duck), 4148 nucleotides long. It is a transcript of the gene HIP1R, whose product is annotated as huntingtin interacting protein 1 related. The transcript has 31 exons. Bases 95 to 3292 code for a protein of 1065 amino acids. Gene Ontology annotation, cellular component: actin cortical patch; clathrin-coated vesicle. Lineage: Eukaryota; Metazoa; Chordata; Aves; Anseriformes; Anatidae. The record is from RefSeq and is a predicted model, not a curated record. Gene Ontology annotation, molecular function: actin filament binding; phosphatidylinositol-3,5-bisphosphate binding; clathrin light chain binding. Gene Ontology annotation, biological process: clathrin coat assembly; actin filament organization; endocytosis.